Molecule: messenger RNA, 1122 nt
Organism: Penicillium angulare
Lineage: Eukaryota; Fungi; Ascomycota; Eurotiomycetes; Eurotiales; Aspergillaceae
Product: putative integral membrane protein Pth11-like
Exons: 6
Coding region: 1-1122 (373 amino acids)
Source: RefSeq, a predicted model, not a curated record
AUGGCAGGCGACCAUGGCUCCCAGGGCCCUGUGGUCGCGGGAAUUUGUAUUGCUUUUGCGAUCUUAACGUUUCUUGUUUUGGCUCUACGACUUUUUGCCAGGAUCUAUGUUUUAGGCAAGAUGGGUCUCGAUGAUUAUCUCAUUAUAGGAGCAUGUCUUUUAGCUUGGGCAUUCAUCGCAGCAACUAUAUCUGCCGUUCAAAAUGGACUUGGACAACAUUACGUGGAUACCGACAAGAGCUUGCUCAUCAAUUACUCUUUUGCCGUCUGGUUGAGUUCCAUGUUUUAUCUGGCUUGUCUUGGGUUCAUCAAAACAUCGGUGCUAUGGUUCUAUACCCGACUGGGUGAUCGCUACCUCACUCGAAUGUCACAUGUAAUGAUGGCCAUCAUCAUCUGCCAAGCUGGAUCGUUUGUGCUUGUUGCCGCCUUUCAGUGCUCCCCAGUCAGCAAAGCUUGGACAGGUGCUGCCGGUGGUAAAUGCGUCGACAUCAAUAUUUUCUAUCUUUGCAACGCAGCCCUCAACAUCUUCACGGACGUUUUGACCUACACCCUCCCCGUUCGAGUCAUUUUCAAAUUACAAAUGCCUCAGAAGCAAAAGAUUGUGCUAGCACUUAUUCUAUGCUUGGGUCUCUUUGCCUGUGUCUCUUCCAUUAUUCGAAUCACCUACAUCCCUGCCAUGCUCACAUCUGCGGACUACACCUACGCAAUCAGCGGUGCCAUGUACUGGUCCGUGAUUGAAACCAACAUAGGAAUUCUCGCUGCCUCGAUUCCUUCCUUCAAGGCUAUUGCCUCUCGUUUCGUUCCCCGCUUCAUUGGCGAGUAUAGCAGCGGUCGCAAAUACGGCCCGUGGUCUGGCAACACCGAUGCUCGGCGAUAUGGAAGCGGCUUCACUAAGGUGACAGAUCCUAAUCAAAUAACGAUGAACACAAUGAACGGGAAGGAAGACGAUGUUGGCUUGGGUACUCAAAUUGGUGCUGGGGAUCGGGAUGACUCGAGUGAGGAUCGAAUCAUUGUCCCUGAUGGAAAGAUCUUCACGCAGACAGAGAUUGAGACAACAGUUGAGACAACUGAUGUCUUCGAAUCCCGCGAGCAGGCUCGCCGGUCAAAACGUGGCUUUAAAUAA